AUGGCUUCUUUAGCCAACAUUAACAAUAUUCAUGAGGAGUUCAAGUCAUACGACAUUGAAUUCUACGAACUCCACAUCAAAACAAUUGUAACCGCCGAUCCUGAAACUGUAAACUGUUGGAUUUCUGAAAACUUACAUGAAAACUUUUUUCUAGGGUUAGACACAGAGUGGAAGAUUCCCAUCAACGUAUCCAAGCCCAGAUCACAUGAUCAGCACGUAACACUUCUUCAGCUCUGCACUGAGAACCGCUGCCUCAUAUUCCAGCUCUCCCAUGCACCGGAGAUUCCCCGGUCGCUGCCCGGGUUCCUCGGUGAUUCGAACGUGACAUUUGCCGGUGUCGGAGUCAAACAAGAUGCAGAAAAGCUUAUGAAAGAUUGGGGAUUGAGUGCGGGGAAAACAAUGGAUGUUGCCUUUUCAGCUGCUGAAAAGUAUGGCCAAAGUGAUUACAAGUGUAAAGGGUUAAAAUGUUUUGUGGAGAUUUUGCUGGGAAUGAAGAUAGUUUCACAAUUUGAGUGA
Messenger RNA from Morus notabilis, 516 nucleotides. Its product is annotated as exonuclease 3'-5' domain-containing protein 2. Gene Ontology annotation, molecular function: nucleic acid binding; 3'-5' exonuclease activity. Lineage: Eukaryota; Viridiplantae; Streptophyta; Magnoliopsida; Rosales; Moraceae. The transcript has a single exon. Gene Ontology annotation, biological process: nucleobase-containing compound metabolic process. Gene Ontology annotation, cellular component: cytoplasm; nucleus. The record is from RefSeq and is a predicted model, not a curated record. The coding region runs from base 1 to 516 and encodes 171 amino acids.